AUGCUCCCAGGAGCAUCAAGGCCCUGCGCUAGUAAGGAGGCUCCGCUCUCGAAGGAGGUUGUCGUCCACAACAACCAAGAGUUCUCGGAAAGUCCGCUCGCCGACCGCAGCAAGCACACCAGCCGCAAGAAAACUGCAGCCACUUCGCCUGCGGCGCUCCCGUCUACCAGUUUCAAUGACGAAAAGCCGUUUGGGAACUGUAUGGGCGUCGGGCACCUCGUUGAGAUACCUGUACGUGCCGAAGCCCGUCGGAAGUCAGUGAUGGAGAGCUUCGUUGCAGCGCCAGCAUUUCUUUGGCCCUACCGCAUAUUUGGCAUUGUACAUCCCCUCUGCCACACAGGCAGUCUGCGAGACUAG
This is a messenger RNA of Baudoinia panamericana UAMH 10762, 357 nucleotides long. RefSeq lists its product as uncharacterized. Bases 1 to 357 code for a protein of 118 amino acids. Lineage: Eukaryota; Fungi; Ascomycota; Dothideomycetes; Mycosphaerellales; Teratosphaeriaceae. The record is from RefSeq and is a predicted model, not a curated record. The transcript has a single exon.